This is a messenger RNA of Haliotis rubra (blacklip abalone), 1690 nucleotides long. RefSeq lists its product as uncharacterized. The record is from RefSeq and is a predicted model, not a curated record. Bases 299 to 1339 code for a protein of 346 amino acids. NCBI's taxonomy places the organism in Eukaryota, Metazoa, Mollusca, Gastropoda, Lepetellida, Haliotidae. The transcript has 5 exons.
GUUUGAAAAUACGCCAUCUGGUGAGGGAGGCUCGUUGCCAGUCUAUGUGACCCAAAUUCCGCUGCUCACGUUUACAGACAGUUCGGGCUGCCGAUUGGGUAAUGCACAUAAAAAUCACCUUUGUAACCUAGCUGCCUACUAUUCACCCCGCCAAGUGAAAUCUCGGUGCAUCGAUCGCUGCGCAGGCUUAAAUAUCACACCUGGGUUGGAAAUACAUUUGCUCACAGUGACAUUGCGUUCGUCCUGCUUUCAAGAACAACUCUUCAGAUUCAACACAACCACCUCUUUAUUCGAGAAGAUGUCGGACUACUCAAAGAAGAUGAUGAACCAUAUCGGUGGUGCAGGUGUCAUGUCCUGCUUGUCUCUUGCGCGGGAACUGGGAGUGGUAGAUGUGCUGAUGGAAGCCAAACAGCCUCUUACAUCACAGCAAGUGGCUGACAAGCUAAACCUUAGAGAAAGGUAUGUCCGUGAGAUCCUGGGUUCCCUGUCUGUCGGAGAAGUCAUCAGUGUGGACGACACGUCCACCAAGUUCCAUGUUCCAGAGGAUCACAAACAAACAUUAGUGGCAGUGUCGGUAUUUUCCAGACUUAUUCCCCAGUUUGGUAUGAGAUAUAAUAAUGUCAAGGCUUGUGCUCAACAACGGAACCCUGGCGGAAUGGUCUACAGCGAAAGCCCCGAGAUGUUUGACAUAUUGAAAGAAAUUUUGGUGACAGUCAAGAAAGAUAUGGUUGAUACGGACAUCCUGCCUGCCAUUCCUCAGAUCGCGCAAAGGUUAGAAUCUGGGAUCAAAGUUGCGGAAUUUGGCUGCGCAACAGGAGUCAUCAUAAACACAUUAGCCUCUCGAUUCAAGACCAGCACCUUCCUUGGUUCGGACGUAGCAAACGAGCCACUGGAAGAAGCCAGAGCAGAUGCAAAUAGCCGUGGUAUUCAGAAUAUCACUUAUAGCACUGACAAUAUUGACACCAUAUCUGAUAAAUACAACGAGAGUUUUGACUGGAUACUAACCCGCGAUGUUAUUCACGACCUAACGUAUCCACAGCAAGCUUUAAACCAGAUCUAUCGGUGUCUGAAACCAGAAGGUAUUUUCAGCUUGAUUGACGUCGGGAUAGAGGGAGGAAUUGCUGGCAACAUUGGAAAUGCUACAUCUAUGUUUUACUACUCGGGAAGCACAUUUAUGUGCAUCCCAGAGAGCUUCCGCCAGCCUGACGCUGCAGCGCUUGGGGCAACAUGGGGUGCACCUUUGGCAAGAGAGAUGGUUGCCAAAGCUGGUUUCACCAUCAUAAACGAGUCUACAAGUCGCACUGAUGAGAAGGAGGUCCACUUUGUCUGCCAGAAGUAGCUUUGGUACACGAUGGGUGGUGUUUUCAUCCUAUGGACACUCUUGACGUACAUUUAUGAUGCUUUGACCUAUUUAGAAAAAAGUCAAGCAACGUUUUCCAGAUAUGUCAAUGCUGCAUUUUAUAUCAGGAUAUGAUUCCAAACAAUGUAAAGAGAUUAAGCAUUAAUGUUCUACUUAAUACACAGAGAGCUUGAGCUUUUUAUAUCUGUCUUCAUGGAUGUAUACUUAUUUCUGACUUUAUAGUUGAGCUUUUACUGUACUGCCUCACUGAUGGUACCACAAUUUGCUGGCCUGCUUACAACACACAUUUCAAAACACAGGCCAAUUAAUCAUCUCGAGAAUGUUGCCUUU